AUGUCGGCGUCAAUUUUUUCAAGAGUUUUCACCUCGACAACGACGAUAAUAAGGGCACUUUGCACCCUUCACAUUUCACAUACCUAUAUCUAUGAAUUCACAGAAACGAAAGGAGAAUCCAUGAUCCCGACCUUAUCCGCAUCCAAUGAUUACGUCCAUGUAUCCAAACGAUGUAGAGAUGGUGAUCAUUGUGAAAUGGGGGAUGUUAUAGUUGCUGUAAAACCAACAGAUCCCAAUCAUCGAAUAUGUAAAAGAAUUACUGGAAUGCCUGGUGAUUUCAUACGGAUCGAUCCUAGUAGUGAUGAAUGCGAUUAUAUUCAAGUGCCAAAGGGUCAUGUUUGGAUUACUGGUGAUAAUCUUUCACAUUCUUUGGAUUCAAGGAGUUAUAAUGCCCUGCCUAUGGCUUUGAUAAAGGGGAAAGUUAUAGCUGCUAAUGAUUUCAAUCAAUCAUUAUGGAAAAAGAGUGAAAAAUAUGGAUAUUUUGGGUUUAGGAAAAUCACGAACAAUUACAUUAAUGAAUAA
Molecule: messenger RNA, 522 nt
Organism: Naumovozyma dairenensis CBS 421
Lineage: Eukaryota; Fungi; Ascomycota; Saccharomycetes; Saccharomycetales; Saccharomycetaceae
Gene: IMP1
Product: endopeptidase catalytic subunit IMP1
Exons: 1
Coding region: 1-522 (173 amino acids)
Cellular component (GO): membrane; mitochondrial inner membrane peptidase complex
Molecular function (GO): serine-type endopeptidase activity
Source: RefSeq, a predicted model, not a curated record